UUUUCGGAAAGUCAUCAUCGGCAAUCUCCAAAGCCAGCAGCUCCAUCGUAGCAAGUCCGGAUUUUCCAUUGUUUUGUGAUAAAUUUCGUUCCGGACCCGGUAAGGCAAUCAGCAGCAGAGAUGGCGGGAACCCUGGAGGACAAGUCGAUCUGGGAGGACGGUGAGGAAACGCUCGGCGAGGAGGUGCUCCGGAUGCCCACGGACGAAAUCGUCAGCCGGACCAGGUUGAUGGACAAUGAGAUCAAAAUUAUGAAGAGCGAAGUGAUGCGGAUUACGCACGAGCUGCAGACGCAAAACGAAAAGAUUAAGGACAACACGGAAAAGAUUAAGGUGAACAAAACGCUGCCCUAUUUGGUGUCGAACGUGAUUGAGCUGCUGGACGUGGACCCGCAGGAGGAGGAGGACGACGGGGCGGUGGUGGUGCUGGAUUCGCAGCGGAAGGGCAAGUGCGCCGUCAUUAAGACUUCGACCCGGCAGACGUACUUUUUGCCCGUGAUUGGGCUCGUCGAUCCGGAGAAGCUGAAGCCGGGUGAUUUGGUGGGCGUGAACAAGGACUCGUACCUCAUCCUGGAGACACUUCCGGCCGAGUACGAUGCGCGCGUCAAGGCGAUGGAGGUGGACGAACGGCCCACCGAACAGUACUCGGACAUUGGCGGGUUGGACAAACAAAUCCAGGAACUGAUCGAAGCCGUCGUGCUGCCGAUGACGCACAAGGACAAGUUUAAGAACCUGGGAAUUCAUCCGCCGAAGGGAGUGUUGCUUUAUGGACCUCCCGGAACGGGAAAAACGCUGCUGGCUCGUGCCUGUGCGGCGCAAACAAAGUCGACCUUCCUGAAGCUGGCCGGUCCGCAGCUGGUGCAGAUGUUCAUCGGUGACGGCGCCAAGCUGGUUCGGGACGCGUUCGCCCUGGCCAAGGAAAAGUCGCCGGCGAUUAUCUUCAUCGACGAGUUGGACGCCAUCGGCACGAAACGUUUCGACUCGGAGAAGGCGGGAGAUCGCGAGGUGCAGCGAACCAUGUUGGAGCUGCUCAACCAGCUGGACGGGUUCAGUUCGACGGCGGACAUCAAGGUGAUCGCAGCCACCAACCGGGUGGACAUUCUCGACCCGGCACUGCUCCGUUCGGGUCGGUUGGACCGAAAGAUCGAGUUCCCGCACCCGAACGAGGAGGCACGCGCCCGCAUCAUGCAGAUUCACUCGCGCAAGAUGAACGUCAGCCCGGACGUGAACUUCGAGGAGCUGGCCCGGUCCACGGACGAUUUUAACGGGGCCCAGUGUAAGGCCGUGUGCGUCGAGGCCGGUAUGAUUGCGCUGCGUCGGUCGGCCGUCGCCGUCACCCAUGAGGACUUUAUGGACGCCAUCAUGGAGGUGCAGGCCAAGAAGAAGGCCAACCUUAACUAUUAUGCUUAGGAAGAAGUUUCAACUUUCUUUAUAUUGUAUCGAUUUGCUGAAUUUGAAUGCUAACGUUUAGUAAUAAAAUACCGUCUAAUCAACUUUAAA
Messenger RNA from Culex pipiens pallens (northern house mosquito), 1497 nucleotides. It is a transcript of the gene Rpt5, whose product is annotated as 26S proteasome regulatory subunit 6A-B. The transcript is spliced from 2 exons. The record is from RefSeq and is a predicted model, not a curated record. Gene Ontology annotation, biological process: proteasome-mediated ubiquitin-dependent protein catabolic process. Gene Ontology annotation, cellular component: proteasome regulatory particle, base subcomplex. NCBI's taxonomy places the organism in Eukaryota, Metazoa, Arthropoda, Insecta, Diptera, Culicidae. The coding region runs from base 121 to 1407 and encodes 428 amino acids. Gene Ontology annotation, molecular function: proteasome-activating activity; ATP hydrolysis activity; ATP binding.